CGGAACAUGUAUUGUAUUGUAUGCAAAUGAUCUUUGAUCGCAAUAUCAGCUGUUCAGUUUAUUCUUCUGUCUGUCUGAGUCUUUUUGGGGUCGGUCUGUUGCACAUAUCUCACCAACUAGGUUGCAACACCAAGGCAGCUGCCAGGUAGGAACCCCGGGCCUGUGUACUAAGGGUGAAUAAGACAACAUUUGGCUUUGCAUCAUAUUGUCGAGGACGAGGCUAAUUUCUUGGACUCUAGUCACAAGAUCACAGCCACAGCAGCUUUUGAGGAAAAGUAUUCGAAAAUGUUCAGGUUAAAGUUUUUGUGGCAGUUCUUGGGGUUGUUCACACCAUGCUUUGUAUCAGUUCUACCAAACCCUGACGUUUCCAGUAUUUGUGGUCCAGAGACCAACUCAACAUUAGCCCAGAGAAUCCAGACCUCUCAGUGGAAGGCUACAGAAUGGCUCCUGGACCAGCAGACAGAAGACUGGGGGUGGGACUUCCUUAGUACUGGGGCGGCCAUCUUGUCUCUUCAGCUAGCCAACGAGACCUGGAAGAAUGACCUUGUAUCAAUGGAAACACAGCAGACCAUAAAACAACUCAAUAUUGAGCUGUUGAGUGAAAUAUCACACAAACAUGGCUUCAAGGAAAUGUCUCUAGGAAAGCUAGGCUACUAUGCCAUGGCACUUCAUGCUACUUGCCAUAAUGCCUCCAACUUCCAUGGCCACAACAUCAUGAAACACUUGCAUCAACGGGUGGACAACUUUAACGCUAGUCUUACCUUAAAUUACUUCCCGUACUCCCUGGCGGUGCUUGCCUUGUGCAGCACCGGGAGUGACGUGCCACACAGUGCCAUAGGAACUCUGGAGGGGAUGCAGCAGGAGGAUGGAUGCUUUCCAUUUGGUGUCGAUGUGACGUCUAUGGCAGUCAUGGCUAUGGAUUGCAUGCAGGGUUCAUUCAAUCGUCCUCAAAGACUCAUCCCUCUGAGGAACAUGCUACAGAAAGGUGCCAGCUGCAUCAUGGGAUAUCAGACAUCCGAUGGCGGGUUCAGUAACUCUGAUAAUACAAAUAUUAUUAGCACUGCAUUAGCAGCUCAGGCUUUAAUCGCUGCCCGUAAAUCACCAUCACUAUGGCGAUGUGAAGAUGCCUUAACUCACGUCCUUGAUGCCCAGCUGGAGGAUGGUCACUUUGGUAACCAAGGAAGCACUAUCCAGAUCCUGCCAUUGCUUAGCAACCGUCACCAUGGGAGCUUGUCUGAUAUUCAGCAGGAUUGUCCAGUACAAGAUGCAAUGCAGAGCAUACCCCCGAUUGGACAUAGAGAUCAAACCAUCCAGGUUAACUUUGAGAUCAGUCAGAAACUACUUAAUAGCGAGGGUCAUAAUGUCAUUAGUACUUUCCCUCCAUUCUCUGUUGACAUCCUACCAGGAGAAAACCUUUAUAGGGCCAUGGAACGUGCUCGUCAAGCCGGCUCCUUCAGUUUUGAAUCUAAAUUGACCCAGUUUGGCAACUAUAUUACUUCAAUCCAUGACGUUGUGAAUGAUAAUGCCAACGGUCUCUAUUGGUUUAUAUAUACAGUGGAUGAGAAUGAUGACCAAUCAUUGGCUACUACUGGUUCGGACGGAAUCUUCCCUGAAGAUGGUUCUAGGUAUCAUUGGGUCUAUCGAGCAUAUUAAAAUGGCAUGUGAAAGGGGCUCAGUUCAACUUCACACACACUUGAGCCAACUUAAGGCUGCAUAACCCUCAAUUAUUGAAUCACAUAUUUUGAUCGCAAGCCAUUUGUGCAGUCCUUCUCUGAUUGUUUUUAAUUGUUAUGCUCUUGUUGAAAAAAAUUGUUUGAAUGGCGAUAGACGAGUGGUAUACUUACAUACAAUACAAGCCCCAUUGGCAUUAUCUGCAUGAGCCACCGACUUAUUCAUAUUAAAAAGUACUGAUAUUGUGGUUACUUCACCAUUUUAUCGUGUAUCAUUUAUCUGUACCUAUCUUACUUUGUUAUUCCAAAGGCAUUAUAUGAUCCUACUUCACCAUAGAAGUAUUGAAGAAAAGAAUUUGUCUUGUACAAAUGUUAUAUCAUGAUAUGUCCACACAUUAUAUGGUGGGUAUUUUUUUUAAAACAAUCAUUUUUCAUUAACCAUCACAAUCAACUAUUCAAUGUAAUAACUUUGAUUAAUGAUCAAUACUGUUACAUUAAGUAUGAUAUAUGAAUUGUAUAAUGGGCAUGGAAUAUCUGCUAUCAAAAGAAAUUACUAUAAAUGAACAAAACUAUGCAAUAUUUUGUUGCCUUCUGAGCAGAGUAUUUUAUAAAGGCUUUUUAAACACAUUUAGAUUGAACUAUUAAUGUUUUAAGCAAUAAGUAGCUGACUUGGAAUAGAAUAAUUAUAUUACAAAAAUGUAUAGAAUGAGUCGCAUAUUUCUCCUUCCAUUCCAAAUCUUGAUAACAUGGUUUCAAAUUCAUGUCUGUUUUAGCUAUAAAUAGGUGCA
Molecule: messenger RNA, 2458 nt
Organism: Lytechinus variegatus (green sea urchin)
Lineage: Eukaryota; Metazoa; Echinodermata; Echinoidea; Temnopleuroida; Toxopneustidae
Exons: 9
Coding region: 286-1653 (455 amino acids)
Biological process (GO): cobalamin transport
Molecular function (GO): cobalamin binding
Source: RefSeq, a predicted model, not a curated record